GUUAAGAACAAGGUAAGUUUGCAAACGAUGUCUUACAGUAGCGAACGUAUUACAAGCAAAGUAAGAGAGGCUCACCAGCAAGACGAUGAGGUGCUUUGCUCCAAAGUCGGCUUCCAAGGUCGGCGAGGUAACUCCCAGCAUCGAGGAGGAUUGGCAGCCAGACUUCAAGCCCAAUCCUUUCAAGUUCUUCAGGCCCUUUGACGAUGAGCAAAAGUGUGUCUGGCUCAGAUCCCAGAUCAUCGGCUCCCAGCUCCAAAUCUCCACACCAUUCGGCAGCAGGCCUCUCACUUAUGCCGAUUACACUGCCUCUGGCCGCUGCUUGUUCUAUAUAGAAAACUUCCUCAUCAAGCACGUCAUGCCGUCCUACGGGAACACGCAUGCCGAGGACAGCUACGUCGGAGAGAAGACCACCCGGAUGGUGAAACUGGCCACGAGUUAUGUCAAGGAGUCCCUGGGAGGAACCGAGGAUGAUGCUCUCUUCUUCUGCGCCUCUGGAACCACUGCAGCUGUGAAAAAGCUCCACGAGCUUUUGGGCUUGUCUGUACCGCCCCAGAUGAGAGAGUCAGCCGUGGCAGCGAUCGAUGACUGGAAGAGAUGGCUGGUGUUCAUAGGCCCAUACGAGCAUCAUUCCAACCUUCUUCCCUGGAGGCAAAGUCUUGCCGAGGUUAUUCAAGUUCCAAUGACCGAGGAUGGAUUGAUUGACAUGAAGUACCUCGAAGAGGAGCUGCAAAAUCCCAAGCACGCAGAUCGUCCAAUGCUUGGCUCCUUCUCCGCUUGCAGUAAUGUCACGGGAGUUUUAGCGGACACUAGAGCCAUCGCUCGCCUUCUACACAAACAUGGAGCAUUAGCAUGUUUUGAUUUCGCCAGCUGUGGUCCAUAUGUGAAGAUCAACAUGCGAUCGCGAAAAGCUGAUGGAUACGAUGCUGUGAUGCUGAGUCCACACAAGUAUGUCGGAGGGCCAGGAACGCCGGGCCUGCUUUGCAUGAACAAAAAGCUCUACAAGCUCAAGGAUCACGCACCGUCGACAACAGGCGGAGGAGUGGUAGACUUCGUCAACUACAACAAAGAGGACACACUCUACCUGGAGGACAUUGAAAGCCGAGAAGACGCUGGAACACCUUCCAUACUCCAGCGGAUAAAAGCCGGGAUUGUCUUCACUGUCCAAGAAGAAAUGGGAUACCGUCUCAUCGAGUCGAGAGAGCACAUCUUCAUCACCACCGCGUUGAAAAGGUUGUCCAAGAACCGAAAGAUAGUGGUGCUCGGGAACAAGCAAGUGAAACGAGCAGCGAUCGUCUCGUUCGUCGUCCGGACCACUGAUUCCAACGGUGGAAUCCAGCAAACCGUGCUGCAAGGCCGGUUUGUAGCCAAGCUCCUCAACGAUUUGUUUGGGAUCCAGUCGAGAGGAGGGUGCUCGUGUGCCGGUCCUUACGGCCACUCGCUUCUCAAAGUCAGUGAUGAGCUCUCCCUGAAAUUUCGAGCAGCAAUUCAAGAGGGAUAUAGCGGUGUCAAACCUGGAUGGACGCGCUUGAACUUCGCAUACUUCCUCUCCAAGGAAGAGUUCCAUUUCUUGCUGUGCGCCAUAGAGUUCGUGGCGGACUAUGGCCAGCGCUUUCUCCCCCUCUACGAGUUCGAGUGGCAGACUGGGAACUGGAAAUACGAGGAGAAGAACAGCAUCAACACCACCGCCAAGGCCACAUUACACAAGGAAUGGACCAAACUCCCACUGCUCCAGCAGCAUAAAGAUUACCUGGGUACCGCUAUGGCGAUUGCCAAGCAACUGGCUCACGAUCCAGGACAGAGCAGCACGGCGCCCGCCGGCAUUGAUCCCGAGCUCGUUACCUUCCGAUUCUAG
Molecule: messenger RNA, 1852 nt
Organism: Selaginella moellendorffii
Lineage: Eukaryota; Viridiplantae; Streptophyta; Lycopodiopsida; Selaginellales; Selaginellaceae
Product: probable cysteine desulfurase
Exons: 6
Coding region: 86-1852 (588 amino acids)
Source: RefSeq, a predicted model, not a curated record